AUGUCCAUGUGCUGGCGGUGGAGGAGGCGGAGGAGGGCUCAACUCGAGGUGGCCCAUCCUUGCGUCGGGGUCGUCGAUGGGGAUCAAUUGACCACCGGCAUGCAGCGGCUCAGGUCCGGACUGCUGCGCGGCCAUGGGGCCAUGGCCAGGCGGAUCCACAACGCCCGGGUCAACGAGAGCGUCGGCCUAGACCUCUACUCCUUCAACACGCUGAUCCGGGGCUGCGGGCAGGUGAUCUGGAGCGUGCACGGAAGGUGUUCGAUGGUCCGUUCUUUGGGCAGUUAUGAAGAAAAGUGUGGAUUAUGCUAUUCUCUGUUCCGAUUCUUGCACCUGUUGGUUUUUUACAUUCAGAGCUCUGGAAAAUAUGAGAUGAACUUACCUAACAUGCAGAAACCUGGAUGCGGGAAGGGCUCUGCGGUAGAUCGGUCAAGGGAACAGACUAUUGGAGCAGUGAAAAAGAAAAUGAAGGAACAGAUGGAUGAUUUUCAGGAGUACCGGGAAGUCGUUGAAAGAAGGGUAUUCACUGUAACUGGUAAUCGCCUUGAUGAAGAGUGUGCCUCCUUUAUAACUUUGGAACCUGUAGACAAUUGA
Triticum turgidum subsp. durum (durum wheat) is the source of this 591-nucleotide messenger RNA. The record is from the annotation of a GenBank genome assembly. NCBI's taxonomy places the organism in Eukaryota, Viridiplantae, Streptophyta, Magnoliopsida, Poales, Poaceae.